AUGACCGGGCUGUGCCUCUCCUGCCUGCUCUGGCCCCAGGACCUGGAGGCCCCCCCGGCGCACGCCUUCAAGAUGACGAGCUUCAAGAAGGUGAAGGCGUGCGGGAUCUGCCGGCAGGCCAUCACGCGCCAGGGCAGCACCUGCCGAGGCUGCAAGCUCUCCUGCCACACCAAGUGCCAAGCCAAGGCUGCCACCCCGUGCUCCCCCGCUGUCAACUAUGAGCUGCCGUCCCCAGGGGAGAGCAUCACCCAGCAGGCGGACACCCCGGACACCACGAAAUCCCCCAGGAGCGGGCAGUCACGCCGCAAAACAUCCAGGAGCAUGAGCGUGACGGCGGCGAUGGAGAGCAGCUGCGAGCUGGACCUGGUGUACAUCACGGAGCGCAUCAUCGCCGUCUCCUACCCCAGCGCAGCCGAGGAGCAGAACUUCCGCAGCAACCUCCGCGAGGUGGCCCACAUGCUGAAGUCCAAGCACGGGGACAACUACGUGCUUUUCAAUCUAUCCGAGCGGAGACAUGACAUCAGCAAGCUUCACCCCAAGGUGCUGGAUUUCGGGUGGCCCGACCUGCACACCCCGGCGCUGGAGAAGAUCUGCAGCAUUUGCAAAGCCAUGGACACAUGGCUCAACGCGGCGGGUCACAACGUGGUGGUGCUGCACAACAAGGGGAACCGUGGCCGGCUGGGGGUGGUGGUGGCAGCCUACAUGCACUACAGCAACAUCUCAGCCAGCGCCGACCAGGCUCUGGACAGGUUUGCCAUGAAGCGCUUCUACGAGGACAAGGUGGUGCCGGUGGGACAGCCCUCCCAGAGGAGGUACAUCCACUACUUCAGCGGGCUGCUGUCUGGCAGCAUCAAGAUGAACAACAAGCCCCUCUUCCUCCACCACGUCAUCAUGCACGGCAUCCCCAACUUCGAGUCCAAAGGCGGUUGCCGGCCCUUCCUGAAGAUCUACCAGGCCAUGCAGCCCGUCUACACCUCGGGGAUCUACAACGUGCAAGGGGACAGCCAGACGGGCAUCUGCAUCACCAUCGAGCCCGGGCUGCUGCUGAAGGGCGAUAUCUUGCUCAAGUGCUACCACAAGAAGUUUCGCAGCCCGACCCGCGACGUGAUUUUCCGCGUGCAGUUCCACACGUGCGCCGUGCACGACCUGGACAUCGUCUUUGGCAAGGAGGACCUGGACGAGGCCUUCAGAGAUGACCGCUUCCCCGAGUACGGGAAGGUGGAGUUCGUGUUCUCCUACGGCCCCGAGAAGAUCCAAGGCAUGGAGCACCUGGAGAACGGGCCCAGCGUCUCCGUGGACUACAACACCUCCGACCCGCUCAUCCGCUGGGACUCCUACGAGAACUUCAACAUCCAGCGCGAGGACAGCGCCGAGGGAGCCUGGGCCGAGCCGCCGCUGCCUGCCAAGCACCUGGAGAAAGAGGUUGGGCACACGCAAGGGCCCCUGGACGGGAGCCUCUACGCUAAAGUGAAGAAGAAAGACUCCCUGCACGGCAGCACCGGCGCCGUCAACGCCGCCCGCCUCCCUCUUUCGGCAACUCCCAACCACGUUGAGCACACGCUGUCGGUGAGCAGCGACUCGGGCAACUCCACCGCCUCCACCAAGACCGACCGGACGGAUGAGCCGGGGGCACCCGGGGCACCCGGCGGCCACACGGUGCUGAGCCCCGAGGAGAAGCGGGAGCUGGACCGUCUCCUCGUCGGCUUCGGCUUGGAGAGCGCGGCGCCCAUGCACAACCACGCGCCCGGCCCCGUGCCCGCGCGCGCGCCCGCCGUGCCGGGUCGCCACGUGGUGCCGGCCCAGGUGCACGUCAACGGCAGUGCCGUGCCGCUGGUGGCCGAGCGGGAGACGGAUAUCUUGGACGACGAGCUGCCCAACCAGGACGGGCACAGCGUGGGCAGCCUGGGCACGCUGUCCUCCUUGGACGGCACCACCACAGCCAGCGAGACCGGGUACCACGAGGCACCGCGGGUGGGCAGCCUCUCCUCCCUGCCCAACGGGCCGGCGAGCUACAACGGGGCUGAGAAGAUGCUCAAGGAGGGGCUCUACGAGGUCGAGCCGCUCUCCAACGGCACCUACCCUUACGGCAACCAAAACGCCCUGGUGGGCCACCACCUCCGUGACCCGCUGGCUCACUUGCGGCCCUCGGCAUCUGCGCAGGAGCACCUGGCCGCCUACCCGCAGCGGCCACCGGCCACGGCCUCCCCAGGCUGGCUGCAGCCCCCGGCGCCCCAGCCGUACCUGUACGGCUACGACCUUCCCGGCGCCCACCGCUCGCAGUCCUUCCCGGCCGUCGGGACGGCUAAAUACGAAGCGAACCCGGCACUGCCCCAAGCCCCUGCUCGCAGCACCAGCAGCCGGGAGGCCGUGCAGCGGGGCUUGAAUUCCUGGCAGCAGCAAGGCGGCAGCCGGCCACCUUCCCGGCUGCAGGACGGCGGCUUGGAGAGCCACAGCCCCAGCCUGUCCAGCUGCAGCCCCCAGGCCAGCCCGCUGCAGCUGGUGCCCCCGCACAGCCACAGCAUGCCCGAGUUCCCCCGGGCGCCCUCCCGCCGGGAGAUCGAGCAGUCCAUUGAAGCGCUCGAUGUCCUCAUGCUGGACCUCGCGCCCGCCGUCCACAAGUCGCAGAGCGUCCCUGCGGCUGCCUGCCCGGACAAGCCGGCCGCCUUGCUCUCCUCGCUCUCGGCGCAGCCGCUUGCCAGCCACUAUGCCCAGCCGGCCCCGCAGGUGGCCCAGCCGAGGUCCUUCGGCACCCCCGUGGGCUCUGAUCCCCUGGCCAAAGCCUACUCUCCUGGCCCAGUAGCUCCCAUGGGACGAGGCAUGAUGGAGCCAGACUACACCGUGCACGAGUACCGGGAAACCUAUACACCCUACAGCUACCAGCCGGUGCCGGAGCCGAGGAGUUACGGCCAUGCCGUUGCGCCGGCGAGCGUCCUCCCGCUCAGCACCUCGUAUAGCCCCGUGGGGUCCCAGCAGCUCCUCGUCUCCUCCCCACCGUCCCCCACCGUCCCCGCACAAAGCCAGAUGCCCCCCAAGGGACUGGAGAGCUACGAAGACCUGUCGAGAUCAGCGGAAGAACCCUUGAAUCUGGAGGGCCUGGUGGCCCACAGGGUGGCAGGGGUGCAGUCCCGGGAGAAGCCCCCGGAGGAGAGCGCCGUCCCUGCCCGACGGCGAACCCCCAGUGACAGCCACUAUGAGAAGAGCUCGCCGGAGCCCAGCUCGCCCCGCAGCCCCACCGUCCUCUCGCCCGAGGUGGUCAGCACCAUCGCGGCCAACCCUGGAGGGAGGCCCAAGGAGCCUCACCUCCACAGCUACAAGGAAGCCUUCGAGGAGAUGGACGGUGCCUCCCCCAGCAGCCCAACCUCCGGCUACGCGGACCCCGUGGCCGACCUGCUGGACAAAUGGGGGGCUUUCCGCGCCCGGCUCUUCCGCGAGUCGUGCGUCUUCCACCGCGGCAACUACGUCAAGGACCUGAGCCGCCUGGGCCGCGACCUGCGCCGCAUCAUCAUCGUGGACAACUCGCCCGCCUCCUACAUCUUCCACCCGGACAACGCCGUGCCGGUGGCCUCGUGGUUCGACAACAUGGCGGACACGGAGCUGCUGGACCUGCUGCCCUUCUUCGAGAGGCUCAGCAAGGUGGACGACGUUUACACAGUGCUCAAGAAACACCGGACUAACAGCUAG
Messenger RNA from Cygnus atratus (black swan), 3681 nucleotides. It is a transcript of the gene TNS1, whose product is annotated as tensin 1. Gene Ontology annotation, biological process: fibroblast migration. Lineage: Eukaryota; Metazoa; Chordata; Aves; Anseriformes; Anatidae. The record is from RefSeq and is a predicted model, not a curated record.